CACCCCAGGUCUUUCCUUCCGUCCUUCCUCCCCGCUUCCGUCCCCUCACGGCUUCCUCCUUUCCCGGCUGUCACUGAAGGGCAGCCUGCAGAAGGGGAGGAAGUGGCUCUUUUUGAGGCCUGCAACGUCAAAGGCCGCUCCUCUUCCACCCUCCUGCGCGCCCGUUUCUAGAAGCAGGUUGCGGGGAGGCGCUUCCUGGCGCCGCCGCUGCUGCUAGUUUGGUGGUUGCCGAGUUUCUCACCCUCAGCUGGUUUCCAAGAGGCGAGAGAGAGAGAGAGAGGACGGGAGCUGCUCAUGUGGGCGUUGUUUUCACCACCCCCUCCUAAUCUGCUCAUAGCAAAACUUCUGAAGGAUUGAAGAAGAUAGUAAGAAAUCUACGAAGGAGGGCUGUAGCAGUAUUGUAAUUACUACUUAUUGAAAGUGCCAAGUGUCAAUAUGUACCAUUCCAUCACUGAAACUAGCCAUCCUUUACAAGCUGAAGAGCAGGAAAUAGGCAUUGAUCCCCUGCAAAGUUAUGUGAACAAGCCUGAUGAAGAUAUGUCAAAUGAGAAUGGAAGACUGCAUCAUACUUCGGAUUCUGAUGGAACAUUUCUUUCAUAUAGCAAAGAAUGGGAAGAAUUAUUUGUAAACAACAAUUACUUGGCAACAAUACGGCUGAAGGGGAUUAAUGGGCAGCUGAGAAGCAGCAGGUUCCGUAGUGUUUGUUGGAAGCUGUUUCUGAAUGUUCUCCCCUCUGACAGAAGUCAAUGGAUCAGUAAAACAACAAAAUUAAGAACACUGUAUAACAAGAUUAAAGAAAUACAUAUUACGAAUCCUCGAAAAGCUGGACAACAAGACUUGAUGAUCAACAACCCACUUUCACAGGAUGAAGGGAGUCUUUGGAACAAAUUUUUCCAAGAUAAAGAACUCCGAGGAAUGAUUGAACAAGAUGUGACAAGAACGUUUCCUGAAAUGCAGUAUUUCCAAGAAGAGAAUGUGAGAAAGAUUCUUACAGAUGUUCUUUUCUGUUAUGCUCGGGAAAAUGAGCAGUUACUUUACAAACAGGGAAUGCAUGAACUCCUAGCACCAAUUGUCUUUAUUCUGCAUUGUGACCACCAAGCUUAUCUACAUGCAAGUGAAGCUGCACAACCAAGCAGUGAGGAAAUGAAAGCUCUUUUGAACCCUGAAUACCUGGAGCAUGAUGCCUAUGCUAUGUUCAUCCAUCUUAUGAAAACAGCAGAACACUGGUUUUCUACCUAUGAGCACGACAGUCAAAAGGAGAAAGAUGCAAUGAUGACACCUGUUCCGUUUGCUAGACCACAAGAUCUAGGCCCAUCAAUUGCUAUAGUAGCGAAAGUAAAUCAGAUUCAAGAUCAUUUGCUAAAGAAACAUGAUAUCGAACUCUACAUGCAUUUGAACAGGCUAGAGAUUGCUCCCCAGAUUUAUGGACUGCGAUGGGUAAGGCUUCUAUUUGGGCGAGAAUUUCCCCUCCAGGACCUUCUUGUCAUCUGGGAUGCUUUAUUUGCUGACAGCAUCACUCUCAAUCUCGUUGACUAUGUUUUCUUAGCCAUGCUGCUAUACAUUAGAGAUGCCUUGAUAUCAAGUAAUUAUCAGACCUGCUUGGGACUUCUGAUGCAUUAUCCUCCAAUUGGAGAUGUCCACUCAUUGAUCUUGAGAGCUCUUUUUCUCAGAGAUCCAAAGAGAAAUCCAAGACCUGUGACUUACCAGUUUCAACAAAAUUUGGAUUACUACAAAGCACGUGGAGCAGACUUGAUGAAUAAAACUCGUGUCAGUGCCAAGGUUGCUCCGCUGAACAUCAAUAAAGUUUCUAGUAGCUUACUGAAUUUUGGCCGAAAGCUGAUUUCCCCAGCCAUGACAUCAGGUGGUGCCACUGGGCUAGUUGUAGGUAGCAGUGGCAGCUUUUCUUCUGUUGCAGUGCCCAUUAGGAGCUCAGUGGAGCUCCCUCAACAACAACUACAGCAGCAGCAGCAGCAGCAACAACAGAGAAUUAUGAAAUCUGAAAGUGUACCAAUUCAACUAAGCAAAGGAGAUGUAGUUACAGGCAGUGAUGCUCAAGUGUCGGUUCCUGUCCAGAAUCUCACUGCCCUCCAAGGGAUAGUUGCUACAGCAACUCAUGGGCAGGGUUCAAAAAAUGUCAGCGCUUCUCCAAGCAUUGAAAGUUUGUCUGGGGGACGUGAAUACACAGGGUCUCCACCUUUGUCUGCAACCAAGAAAGAGUCCUUUUUCAGUACUAUUUCCCAUUCUCGUUCGCACAGCAGAAGUAUGAGCAAAAAAGAGUCUGAAGAAGAACUGGAAGCCCAGAUUUCAUUUCUCCAGGGGCAAUUGAAUGAGUUGGAGGCCAUGUGCAAAUACUGUGCAAAGAUGAUGAAUACACAUCUGGGAAAUAUUCAAGAAGUCAUUCUUCAGGAACACUUGGAGAAGGAAGAUGAAAUUCUAGUGUCCUUGGCUGGAUUGAAGCAGAUCAAGGAUAUUUUGAAAGGUUCCUUACGUUUCAAUCAGAGCCAGUUGGAGGCUGAGGAGAAUGAACAAAUCACAAUAGAAGAUGAUCACUACUGUUCCAACAAUCAGACCAAGGAGACAAAUGAAGCUGUAGAAGAGCCUUCAGUUGCAAAGGAGCCCCUGCCUCUAAGGAAGCAGGCUGUGGGCGAUUCGAGUGGAAACUCUGCUAACAGGCACACGGAUGACUAUAUUCUACUUUCCAAAGAGGAGGGAGGGAAUGUUUGUCCUGCUCCGGAGCAUGUGCAGACUGUGCCAACCUGCAAGGAUGUGACCACCAAGAGUGAGGUCCCGUGUCACUCUUCCUUAGCCUUUUCUGAUCCAUUGAUGGGGUCCAUAUCUGCCUCUUCUAGUAACCUCAGUUCCAGCCCUGAUGACGACAGCAGCAGCAACAGCAAGGAUUCUGAUUUCACCAUUGUUAGUCCCUUGGAAAUUUAAGUCAGCCUGUGAGGUCAGCUGUGGCACAUUGGCGUGUGCAUCUGACACUUCAUGGGACUGGGAAACUCAUAAAACCAGAGCACAGAUGUGGUAAAGGCAGUCCUUUUUCAGCAAGGAAAUCAAGACAACAAUUAUGUAAUGCCUUUAAAACAUGCACAUGUGAAUCUCAAGAUCUAAUGUAUACUAAAGGUACUCGUAGGUUUACUUUGUUAGCAACUUCUUGGAAUAUUGAAGUAGUAGCUCAUAGUCACUCAUCAUGUAGAAUAACAUGAAGUAUAUAAUCUCGUGGGUAGACAGGUGAGCAUCUUUUCCAAAUGUGGGGAAAGCAAUUGAGCAUCAGCUUGGAUCCUGGCAGAUUGAUUUGGUCUCAGGAGAGAGCGGGGGCACUCUUCCUCAAAACAUGGCAGCUAGAAAAUCUGAAAAGUAAAGGUUUCAGAAUUGCAUCCUGGUUGCAUCUCAGGCACUAAGACAAUUGGCUGGCCUCCUGAACCAUUUCCUGAAAGAAAAAUAACAUGCUGAAUUUACAUACAGCAGAAACCACUAACUGCUGUUCCUAUUGCGCAAAAAUUUCCUCGUAAAGUAAUACAAAUUAGGUGCACAUUAGUUGCUUUGAAACAUUUAGACUUUAGUCUCCACUAGAUAUAAACUUGUCUCCCAAUGAACAAAUUGUUGUUCAUUGUUGUAUAUUAUAGCCUGGAACAUAUUUUUAUAGCUAUUUCAGGACGUCCACAAUCCCCUCAGGCCCAAGACCAAGGCUCAUUGUAGGGCCAUAAUGCAGCAGUGUUCCUUAGCCAUGUAGAAACGGUUCCCUGGCACUCGUUUUUAAAAUUUAAUUUGAUAUGAGUGCGCAUGAUUAUGUAUACAUCACCACAUGGUUCCCACAAAGGGCAACAAGAUUCCUCAUGCUUUUUUAUACCAAGGAUGUCAUGUUUAGCUCAAAUUUCUCUCACAAUCUUAAGAGUAGGCUAAAAUAUUUCCCAAGGCUGAUUCUGGCCUUGGGAUCAACUGAUAUGUCAGUGUCCAUAACUAGUGCAUAGUAGAUAAUGCUGAUGGAGUAGUGGCUAUAUUCUUUUCUAGCUUUUAAGAGUGUAAGUUCUCAAGGUAGCUCUUCCUCUAAAUCUCACACCCAGCAUGGCCAAUUUGAGAAUAACCAGAAGGUAACUGCAGAGAAGAGCUACAAAUCAGGGAAGCACAGGUCUGAGCGAUUUUCCCAUGGACCUGCUCCUUGCCCAGGGAAAACCCAGCCUUUAGCUCUAAAUCAGAACAAACAGCAAUCCAUGGAAAACCCAAAUGCUGUUUUCUCCACUUGAGCGCUAAAGAGUGGUUUUCCCCAGGAAAAAGCAGCAGGACGAUAGGAAGUAUGCAUAUGCCCAGAGACAUAUUCUGUUCUCAAAAGGUUUCUUCCUUUCCCAGGCAGCCAGUGCUAAACAUUAUGUGCAGCAUUUCUCUAGAUUACACUGACUAAUGUCACUAAGCCAGGGGGAGAAUUUGGGUUUAUUGAGAUUAAUAGCCCCAAGUGUCUAACCUGUUGGGGAUCUUUCACCUUAGCAAUACAUUGGUGUUGAACAGACUGAAUUUCAGGAAGCUUCUGGCUUGCAGGUUGAACACAAGAAAACUCAAGGGAUGGGUGGGUGGGUGUCCAGAUAUGCCCACCCAUCCAUUUCUGUAUGCAAAUAUGCCAUGACAGGGUUUCUCCAGAUCUCAUCAAGAGAUAGGCAAUGGUUCAAUGAUGUCAGCCUCCAAAAAGACCUAAUUAGCCCACUAAUCUGGUCUCUCUCUUUUUAACUGCAUUUGGAAAGGAAACCUCUUAGCUGUGAAAUGUGUAACCCAUUAGGGAAGGAGUUUUUACUAAGGGUGUUGUGCUUCAUUAUAUAUAAUUAUCUCUAGGACCCUUGGAGGUAACAAAGAAACAAAGGUUGCUAAUAUUAAUGCAGCGUAUUCCCCCCCCCCAAAAAAGCCUGUUCUGUAGACAGAUGCUGGUGAAAGAUAUUUUCAAAGAUUUAUCUCAAAGUAAGACACUUUGCUUGUAUGCUUUAGUUUUCUUUUCCAGACACACACACAGAGUAUAACCACCGUCAUGAAAUGCAGUUGCAUGGUAAGUGAUAGGGCAUGAAGAUGUUAAUGGUGAUUAAUUGCAGUUGUAACUUACAUUAAGAAUCCUUCUACCCCUCCAUCUGCAGCAUGAGUCAUGCUAAACCAAAUUGCAACCUGACCCCAAAGCAUAAGUGUUACAUAACGGAUAGCUCUCCUGAGAAUACUGCCCCUGUCAUUUUGUACAGGGGAUUGUGGGGUUGGGAGAAGCGAGCGGUGGGAGGUUAUUGGAUCAUAUUUUGCCCUGAAGUGAAUGGAAUAAGAUUGUUGGGUGAGCUUGCUCUCCCAGAAGUCAGUUGAGCUAGCAAUACAGUGGUACUUUCCCCUAGUUUUGUAUCCAUGAAUGUUCUGGGCAGAUGACCCAAAUUAACAGGUAAUAGCUAUUGAACAGUGGCAGGUUCAUAUUUAUAUAUUCAGACACUAUCAAGUAAUUCUUCACAAGAUGAUGCCCUUGUGCCUUGUAAAAGUGGGAGUAAUACUGAGAGGUUGUGUGAAGAGCUUAAUAGCAAAUACAGUUUGUGAGGUCACAUUGCUGUUCUUCUGCAUGCAAGACCUAAAACAUACUGUGGUUAUGCAAGGUUUCUGUGCCAGCUUAGCACUCCUUCUCAUUUAAACUUACACAGUAAACCACCUCAAGAUUCAGCCUUUAUGGCCUGUGCAGGCUUUUUUAAAAUAUAAUUUCCUUUGAAUUUGUAAGGAUAACAAAAAAGGAUUACACAGCUUGUGAUUAAUUUUGAUCCUUUAAAUGUGACUAACCUUUCUGUUUAGAUUUGUUUCUGUUAUAAAACAGGGGAAAGUGCCAUUUAGAGUAAACAGCUAUUUAAAAGUGGGAAACCAAGUACGAGAGAAACUAGAGUAUGGUAUAUCAUCUUUCAUCAGGUGGGGGUGGGGGAGUUCAUAGAGGGUUUUGUAAUUUUGUUAUGAUUGACCCUUGCUGUCUACAGAUAAUUCAGGGAUCAUAUUAUUUUUCUUGUCAGAGCUGUCUUAGUGCCAUGAAACAAUGCAAUUUAUUUUAUUUUUUGCUAUUAUCUUGCUGGGAUUUUUUUAAAAAACACGUUUGCUAUAAUUAGUAUAACUUUACUUCCUCAAUGCCUGUAAUUAUCUCUGGUUUCAGAAAAUAAACAGUGCUUUACGGAAGGACAGCAAUGAAACCUAAGUAACUCCAUUAGAGGAGUCAAAAUUGGUAACCCUAUGACACAGUCUAUCUCAAUGCUAUACUGGAAUUUGCUUUUUUUGAUAAUUCUGGAAGUGCUUGGUUUUGUAUGCAUGUCGAUCCAGAAUGACUACCAUAAUAUUAGGUCAUAAUAAUCCCAUAUUGCCUUACAUUUGGAUUCCUAGAUGGUACUUUCCACUUUAAAGUACCAGUUUAUUAUGUCUUCUAAAAUUAACCUACUCAUCUUGUUCAUGGGUAUCAGUAAUCUAAUAGAAAAUAAUAUGCAGUAUAAAUGGCUGCUUAUAGUACUAAUACGUGGAACUCUAAAAUGUUUUUUUUUUCCAGCCUCUUCGCCACAUGGCUCUUUCAAGUCUGUUGCAUGUAAUGUCCACAUUACUGCAGAAUGAUUAUGACCAUAUAGUGACUGGAUGUUCAUUUUUAGCUGUGGAAAUUUGUAUCUUUCCUCUAGAAGAAUGUCUGACGUACUUUAUUAAAGAAAGAACUAAUAUGCAGA
Messenger RNA from Podarcis muralis (Common wall lizard), 6692 nucleotides. RefSeq names its product TBC1 domain family member 5 (gene TBC1D5). NCBI's taxonomy places the organism in Eukaryota, Metazoa, Chordata, Lepidosauria, Squamata, Lacertidae. The record is from RefSeq and is a predicted model, not a curated record. Gene Ontology annotation, molecular function: GTPase activator activity. Gene Ontology annotation, biological process: activation of GTPase activity.